Molecule: messenger RNA, 652 nt
Organism: Zea mays
Lineage: Eukaryota; Viridiplantae; Streptophyta; Magnoliopsida; Poales; Poaceae
Exons: 2
Coding region: 21-383 (120 amino acids)
Source: RefSeq, a predicted model, not a curated record
AUGGCAUAUGACACGUAUAUAUGAUGGUAUCCAGCCUUUCACUAACCAUCAGAUAUUCAGAUGUCUAUGCUAGAAUCACGCAAAUGAAAGGUUCAAGCCAUUCUCCAGGGAUCGAUGUCCACCAGACCACGACCGAUGGAGACACAAUCCUGAUGACAUGCAUGGUAGUGCGGAAACGGCGGCAGGCCGGGAUAGAUCUGCCGACCGUGCCACCGUAUUGUGCCUUUCCUUGCUCUUUCCUCACCUCCUCCUCCACUCUGCCUCUUGCUGAGCUCAUCUUAUCCCUGACACACGCGGCGCCGUUUGUGGAUCGGCUCUCGAGCCUAACAGUAAGCCUGGAAAGGAAAGAAGAGACAGAGUACGGUAGGGGAAGAACUGAGUAGUGGUACUAGUAAUAAAUAGAUCUGGUCAGAAACACCUUGGAGGGAACUACGGAUCCUCCGUCCGGUAGAUUCCUGCUCCUGACGAUGCCGCGCGCUGCCAUAUUCCAGAGGGGGGGGGGGGGGGGGGGGGGGGUGAUUCAUGAAUGGUACAGUAAAUUAAAUCCUUGCCGGAAAGGGAGUUAAAAAAAUGUGGUGGUACUUCCCCUAAUGGCAUAGGGCUCCUCGGAAAAGAUGAGCGGAGGGGCGUCGUACGAGGCCGAGGGAGGGAA